UUAUUCUGAGAAGACUUCGAAUUACUUUAGUUUCGCUUCGAUACAUGGGCGCAUGAGCAUUCAUAAUUUCAUACACGAUCAUAUAACUUAUGGCUGAACUACGAACUGCAUUGUCGUGGGGUUUUUCCUUCAAAACUAACUUAUAAUCAGCGCUACAACAAGCAUACUGAACUCUAUAUAUUAUGGAAAGGAUAUCCAUGGAAUUAAAACAAAAGGACACGAGAAAGGAAGUAGAAUUUGUAUAAAGCCUGUGGCUGUGAUGUUGAGGAAGUGAACUGAAAGAUUAUUAAUCAGAUUUCGAUUCUCAUUGCAGAGGAAACCUAUAUGGCCUUAAUACAUCACAGAAGUUGAGUUUCCCGGUCAGUGAGAAGAGCAUAGUUGGACACCUUUCUCACCGAUUUGCGAAGGACAUUUCAACAAUCAAAGAAAGAAGAAGGCCUCGGACAGCAUGGAAGGACUUAAGUCUAAUUACAAUGCAUUGGCAAGGAAGGUCCUGAUUGCUGCAGAGUCGGGCGAAUCGGAAAAGUUUAAAGGGCUGUUCAAAGGGCGGCAACCAGAGGAGGUCACCGAAGCUUUGUAUGACGUAUCGCAAGAAAGAUACAAUGAUGUCCUUGGAAAUGUCCGAUUUACUCCAUUUAUAGCUGGCGCCUGGCACGGUCAUAUUAAUGUCAUCGAUGAAUUACUCGAAGAAUACAAGGUCGAUGUUAAUCAGACGGGGUUUAUCACCGUAGAAGGAAAGAAAGUUGAGGUAACCGCUCUAUGCGCCGCAAUCCGACAACAGAACCUUGACAUGGCUAACUGCCUCCUAGAACGAGGGGCCGAUAUCAACCGAUGCUCUCCGCUGUCAGUGGCGUCUUACCGCGGUGACGUCACAUCAAUACGGUUCUUGGCGAAACACGGUGCGGACAUUAACGCUAGUUUUAACAAAGAGGGCGUCACACCUUUGAUGGUCGGCUGUGAGCGGUAUUCGUUGUACAUUGUGCGGCUGCUGUUGAACUACCAUGCUGAUCCGAGGUUGGAAGACAUGGAUGGAAACACCGCUCUGCAUCGACUGGCCUUGAAGCAGAGGAUGUAUGUCUUGAAGAACGGUCCUCUUCCGCAGAUCAUAGACACGCUUGUGGCGUCGGGCGCUCAGAUGUCGGUCAACCAGGCAGGACAGACACCACUCACCGCUGCGUGCGCAUCCGGGAAUGUUGAAGUGGCGCGCGCCAUCAUGUGCCUCCCGGAAGUACGUCCUGAAGAACAACUGACCGCGCAGGAAAAACUGAGGAAAAAACUUGAAAGUGACGUCAAAGAACGGAAUGGUUCCGACGAGUCACAGGAAGGGGAGAAAACACCGCGGAAAACGUCAUGGACUCAGAAGUUCACGAAUCCCAAUGAACUCAGGAAGCUAAAGUGGUCUGUGAACAAGAAAUCUAAGAAAACAGUCGCAGACAAAAUUGAAGACAUUGCAGAGAACAACGGGAUGGAUACGGUUCACGAGAUAGCAACCCCUUGAUACUUAUUCAAUAUAAUUUAUUUGAUAGAUGAGUUUUAUACCAAGGUAACGCAGUAAGCCUGUAGACUUGACAUCACAGUUAUAAUGCUAAUUGCAGCAGAACUUGCAUAACCUAAUGCUACUUAUUAUAUAUUAUAUUUCAUCACUGUAUCGUUGUGCAAUUUAUAGGCAUAUUUCUACGUACAGUGCGGGGAAUGGCAUCUUCGACUGGGUCGAAUUCAAAGGGUUUAACCUACAGGGUCAACCAUAAAGGUGUUGGUUUGUUUGGGAAGUUUUGAGGUGCAUAAUCCCUCACCUUUUCUAUUUUUGCCCGCCGUCAAUACCACCGCGAGGGAAAAUGUUUUUUUUUAAUCAUAUCAUUAUUUAGAAACAACUUUGCGCUCACUUUUGUUUAUUGUCAAGGAAAAUUUGGUGAAGGCCCUCCAAGAUUUUAAGCUUUUGUGGUAUAUCUCUUUUCAUUGUAUCCUGCUGUAUUAUAAAAAAUAAUAAUAUUUUUAUACCAAAAAGGACUAUCAACAUAAUGUGGAUCUCUAAGAGGAAUUUGCACGAAUCCCGGUUUGCACCAUGCAUAUAGAACGAUAUAUCUUGAUUUUUUUGCGGGUGAAUAGUAACAAAGGUCCUUGGUUUGGGAUAUCCUUUUGUAGGAUGAAUACAUUUCAUGUGGUGAAGAUCACUUCCUUUAAAAGGUCACCGAUGUACCGAACAUGGGUUGCUGCUAUCACGUUUAUCAUCUAUCACAAUUGCUCUAAUAUACAAUGUCGAGUUUGACUAAAAUUUGCCAAGGACUAACACCUUUUCAAUGACGUAAUGUGGUGAAAUUGUUAAAUUACUUCACCAUCGAUCAUUUUUUUUUCUUGUUCUUUUUAAGGGUGCAAUGCAUGAUAUUCGUGUCUCAAUUAUUUGUCGUUUACACUGCAAAAACACUGGCGUUGAUUUAACACCAGCCCGGUAGCUACAUCGGUCCAUAAGACUCCACAUCAGAGAGGUGUUAAAAAAACCCACUUAAGAAUCAAACCAAUAUUGGUUUAACACUAAUUGGUGUAGCUUAAAUGCCAAAUUGGUGUUAGCAUAACGCCAAACCUUGUUUCAACACCUCUCUGGUGUGAACCGAUAUAGCGACCAGGCUGGUGUUAAACUAACACCGGCGUUUUGCAGUGUAGCAGCCCCAGUCACUGCAAAAACAUUGCUGUUUAUUUCACACCAACUGGAGAUCUAAGUAUGAACACGUCAGAGAAGUGUUGAACCAACACCAGUUAAUAAUCAAGAUGUUGUGUUAACUAUGGCUCGUGCAAAGCGCCUAUUUGGUGCUAACCCAAACUAAAUCGGUGUUAUUCUAAUACUCUAUUGUCUAUUGUGGUAAAAUCGAUACUAAUCUGGUGUCAAAUUAACACCAGAUACCGUCUGGUGUACAAAUUAAGACUAGAGUUUUGCAGCCCGACAUCUCGAUCUUAGCAUCAACUACACUUAAUUUAAAGGUCAAGUUCAACUCAGAAAAAUGUUGAUUUGAAUCAAUAGAGAAAAUCAGAAAAGCAAAAUGCUGAA
This is a messenger RNA of Lytechinus variegatus (green sea urchin), 3040 nucleotides long. RefSeq names its product protein fem-1 homolog B-like. Bases 449 to 1498 code for a protein of 349 amino acids. NCBI's taxonomy places the organism in Eukaryota, Metazoa, Echinodermata, Echinoidea, Temnopleuroida, Toxopneustidae. Gene Ontology annotation, molecular function: protein binding. The record is from RefSeq and is a predicted model, not a curated record. The transcript has 4 exons.